CUGUGUACUUUGUGUUUCACUCCGGGCUCAAUAUCUAGACACACUCUUCGCCAGCUGGUUUCUAACAGUGCGGACCGACGUGUAUAUUAAUUUUAAUAUUUGGCAUGCUUUAUUUUUCCCAUCGGAAAAUCAUAUCAACUCGUGUUUAUUACAAUAUAGGAUUUUAAGAAAAAAUGGCAACCGUCGAGGAACUGAAGCUGCGAAUCCGUGAGUUAGAAAAUGAACUAAUUAAAUCCAAACAGAAGCAAAGUGAUGCUGAACAUCAUCUCAGACCAAAGAUUGAUCAAAUGAGUGCUGAAGUCGUAGACUCAAAUCCAUACAGUCGUCUGAUGGCACUCAAAAGGAUGGGCAUAGUUCAAGACUACGAGAAAAUCCGCUCAUAUGUUGUGGCAGUGGUGGGAGUUGGAGGAGUGGGGAGUGUCACUGCAGAAAUGCUCACCAGAUGUGGCAUUGGAAAGUUGCUGUUGUUUGACUAUGAUAAGGUGGAGUUGGCCAACAUGAACCGACUCUUCUUCCAGCCACAUCAGGCAGGGCUCAGUAAAGUUGAGGCUGCUGAACACACUCUUAGGAACAUUAAUCCAGAUGUUGCUUUUGAGACCCACAAUUACAACAUCACCACAAUGGACAACUUCACGCAUUUCCUGAACCGCAUUAGUCACGGAGGACUUGAGGAGGGGAAGCCUGUGGAUUUGGUCCUCAGCUGUGUUGAAGCAUGUAAUGAGUUGGGUCAGAUUUGGAUGGAGUCAGGCGUCAGUGAAAAUGCCGUUUCUGGACACAUUCAGCUCAUCAUCCCUGGAGAAACUGCUUGUUUUGCUUGUGCACCUCCCCUCAUAGUGGCUGCAAAUAUCGACGAGAAGACGUUGAAAAGGGACGGGGUUUGUGCUGCCAGUCUGCCCACCACAAUGGGAGUGGUCGCCGGGCUCCUUGUGCAGAAUGUCCUGAAGUAUCUGUUGGGGUUUGGGACAGUGAGUUAUUACCUGGGCUAUAAUGCCAUGCAGGAUUUCUUCCCAAGCAUGGCAAUGAAGGCCAACCCACAGUGUGACGACAGACACUGCAGACGACAACAGGACGAGUACAAGAAAAAAGAAGCAGAGCAGCCAAAGCAGGAAGUGGUACAGGAAGAAGAGGAAGUGGUGCAUGAGGACAAUGAAUGGGGCAUUGAGCUUGUUUCAGAGGUGUCAGAGGCAGAGCUACAGGAUGCAUCAGGACCGGUACCAGAUCUGCCGGAGGGCAUUACUGUAGCCUACACCAUACCUGAGAAAGGUGGAGCAUCAGGGGAGACGGUGGAGGAAACAGAUCAGAGUUUAGAAGAGCUGAUGGCUCAGAUGAGAAAGAUGUAAGGGAACAACAAGCAAGAGGAAAAUGACAUCCUUGAACUCAGAAAAAACUCUCCCACAUACACUAAAGACAAACUUAUUAUUAUUUAGUACUUAUAUACAUGUAACAUCUGAGGUCUCAUACUACAUGAGUUUGGAUUUAGUUUUUUUAUUCUGUUUUUGCAGGCAGCGUGUAACACUCAAGAUAUACAGGUUUACUUCAACUGAAAGUCUUAAUACUGCUGAUCUUUGAUUUUCACAGUGUUAAUGUUUCAGAGUUGUCAUGGAAUGGUUAAUAAGAACCAAUCUGAAAGAUUGUUUUUAAAUAGCUGUUGUUACCAGCUAUGUGACGGAAAUGGAUACGUCGUCUAAAUAUGUUAUUGCUAUAUACUGAAUGUGGUCGUAGACACCCAGCCAGAUGUUAUAAAGAACAUCACACAAAUAUUUCUGAUAUCUCAUCAUUGGCUUGAUUCUGACUGCUGUAUUGAAUGGUAUAACAUUGUAAUAAUGCAAAUGAAAAAAUAAAUUUGUUGUUACAUUCCAUAUUGCUUUUCCUGCAUUUAAACUAGUAGAUCCAUCUAAAGAAGACUUAGCAAUAGUUGUGAAAUCUGUUUUCCUCUGCAUGGAGUAAAAACCUCUACAACUGUAAUUUUCAUUCAAUUAUGCAUUUAUUGGUAGAUAAUACACAAUAUUUUGUGCAUGGACCAUGUGCAUUAGAAGAAUUUGGGUAUAAAGUACACCUCUUUUGGCAGUGUAUAAAAGUCCUGGCACAAAUUGUAUGACAACAAUGUGAUGUAAUACAAGCAAUAAUGGAAGUUUAGAGUAAAUUAUUAAAAUAUUAGCAUGUUCUCCCAGAAUCUAACAGUUCAAAGAUGAUUUUUCUACAAAAAUUAGGCACAUUACACUGAUUCUGCUUUAGCACCUUUCCAAAUAGUUUUUUAACACCCAUAAGUAUUUGCAGACAUUCAGAAAUUGUUGCAUUUGCAAAUGCAAAGUUUGGCAUUUCCACUAUUUUGCAUCCAUUUAGUAUUUUAUAUUCCUUCAUUAUACAUGUCUCUCUAAAUAAACAGGUAGCCAUCAGAACCAGACACGUGCGAUAUGGCAAGGUAUUUCACAUUCACAAUUCAAAAUGUAAAAAAAAAAA
This is a messenger RNA of Sinocyclocheilus anshuiensis, 2460 nucleotides long. RefSeq names its product ubiquitin-like modifier activating enzyme 5 (gene uba5). Gene Ontology annotation, molecular function: UFM1 activating enzyme activity. Bases 174 to 1340 code for a protein of 388 amino acids. Gene Ontology annotation, cellular component: cytosol; cytoplasm. The transcript is spliced from 12 exons. Gene Ontology annotation, biological process: protein ufmylation. Lineage: Eukaryota; Metazoa; Chordata; Actinopteri; Cypriniformes; Cyprinidae. The record is from RefSeq and is a predicted model, not a curated record.